Durio zibethinus is the source of this 1078-nucleotide messenger RNA. Its product is annotated as inactive Serine/Threonine-kinase, putative (DUF679). Lineage: Eukaryota; Viridiplantae; Streptophyta; Magnoliopsida; Malvales; Malvaceae. Gene Ontology annotation, biological process: endomembrane system organization. The record is from RefSeq and is a predicted model, not a curated record.
AUGACAAUUUAUUUCUGAUCAAAAGGCCCUACUUCGGAUAAUUUAUGCAGCUCAAUCCAGCCAAACCAAACUCUUCAGUCUUCACAGGCCUAGUUCCUCUAUAUAUAUAAAACCACACCACCUGGAAAAUUAUAUCCCAUAAACAAGCAAACAACAAAAAACUGAUCUUCUCUUCUCUCCAUGGCAAGCAAUAGAGCUUCUAUCCCACGAUUCGCCCCCAAGGCGCUACCAGGCACGGCCAACCUAGUAAACCUGCUUCCAACAGGCACCGUCUUCGCGUUCCAAGCCAUCAUACCUUCAUUCUCCAACAAUGGAAAAUGUGAAAUAGUUCACAAAUACAUGGUCUUAGGUCUUAUUAUAGUAUGUUCACUUGGUUGUUUCUUAUCUUCCUUCACUGACAGCUUUGUGGGCAGCGAUAACAAGCUUUACUAUGGUCUUGCCACCAUCAAAGGACUUUGGGUUUUUAACGAUGAGCGUGAUGAUGGUCUUGACUUGGAGAACAACGAGGAAGAAGCCAAGAAAAUUUUAAGAAAGUAUAGACUCACCCCCAUAGAUUUUGUUCAUGCCUUUGGCUCCGUAACUUUGUUUUUAGUAAUGGCUUGUAGCAGCUUUGAUGUUCAAGGUUGCUUUUUUCCUGAACCGGGGGCAAAUGGUAAUGCACUGAUGACAAAUUUGCCAUUAGCAGGUGGGCUAUUAGCCAGCGGUUUGUUCAUGCUUUUCCCAACCAAAAGAAGAGGGAUUGGUUAUGCUGAUAAGCCUGAUCAUGGUGAUAGAAAGGAAGAGAAACAGACCCAUACCAAAGCUGACACUACUUAAGAUACAUCAACCCUAGCCAGCCAGUUAUAUACUUUAAAUCCAUUACUCAUUUUAAUCAAAAUAGUAGUUUCGAAAAUUAAAAAAAAAAUAUAUAUAUAUAUAUAUAUAAAUUAAACUAUUAAUAUAAGCAAAUUCCUACUCAUAUAUGUAUAUAUAUAUAUAUAUAUAUAUAUAUAUAUCUGUAAGGUUGCCUGUAUUUGAUUAGCUGGAAGCUACAUUUGAUGGAGCUUAAGUUGAAUUUAUUGUAUAAUAUUAUUUUCUU